This is a messenger RNA of Miscanthus lutarioriparius, 618 nucleotides long. The record is from the annotation of a GenBank genome assembly. Lineage: Eukaryota; Viridiplantae; Streptophyta; Magnoliopsida; Poales; Poaceae.
AUGUCGUCCUCGUCCUCGUCGUCCUCCGCUGCCUCCGCGGCCACGGUGUUCCCGCCGUCCCCGCAGCUGCCGCCUCCUCUCCUGGUGGAGAACCUCCCGCCGCUGCACCAGCUCACGCCGGUGAGCGUGCCUACGAGCAGCUUGUUCAAGACGGUGACGGUACGAUGCGGCCACUGCAGCAGCUUGCUCACCGUCAACAUGAGGGGCCUUCUCUUCCCGGGAACGCCGGCGAACACAGCCACGGCGGCCGCCCCACCACCAGCUGCUGUCACCAGUACUACCACCACCAUCACCACGGCGCCGGCGCCGGCCACCUCGGUCAACAACGGGCAGUUCCACUUCCCCCAGUCGCUCAACCUCGCGCCCAACCCUCACAACCAAUCCCUCCUGCUGGACGAGAUAUCCAGCGCCGCGAACCCGAGCCUGCAGUUGCUGGAGCAGCACGGCCUCGGCGGCCUGAUCCCCAGCGGCAGGAACGCUGCCGCGCCGCCCCCGCACCCGCCGCUUGCAGCGGGUAAAGGGGCCAAAGAGCCGUCACCGCGCACUAACCCCGUCAUCAACAGACCUCCGGAGAAGAGGCAGCGCGUGCCGUCGGCGUACAACCGCUUCAUCAAGUGA